Messenger RNA from Fonsecaea erecta, 630 nucleotides. RefSeq lists its product as hypothetical. The coding region runs from base 1 to 630 and encodes 209 amino acids. The record is from RefSeq and is a predicted model, not a curated record. Lineage: Eukaryota; Fungi; Ascomycota; Eurotiomycetes; Chaetothyriales; Herpotrichiellaceae. The transcript is spliced from 4 exons. Gene Ontology annotation, biological process: mycotoxin biosynthetic process.
AUGGCUGUGGAUGGUUCAUGCGGUCCUGCUCCUGACAUCAUGCACAUUAUUUGCACUUUCUAUUACACUGCGAUCAUCGACCUUGAAACACCCCCUGCGGACACGGCCGUCGUAUUCAACUCUGUGAGGUACAAUAUCACUACGAGUGGCAAUAGAUUCGUCGGAGCUGGGCCUGAGGUGGAUAAAGCCUGGCGGGAAAUUUCCUACGAUGUCGGAGACCAAUGGAUAUCGAAAUCUGAUAUUAAGCACCUCGACAUGCCGGAGACGUCGCUCACUGUCAACCAUCCAGAAACCGGGGAGGAAGGUUAUCGAGUUGGGAUAGAGGUUUUUCAUCAGCUCCACUGCAUCAAUCUCCUCCGUCGAGUGACGUACAAGGAGUAUUACGAGCCGUUAGGAGGAGAGUUUGCAAAGGGACCUGAGGAAUUGCAAAGACAUACUGAUCAUUGCAUCGAAGUCCUCCGCUUGAAUAUACAAUGCAACGCCGAUAUAGGGCUCUUCACAUUCUACAUGGUCGAAGGUGAUCCGUUGGCCUGGCCAGAGCUCAACUCGAAGCACGUCUGCCGGGACUUUGGCAAGGUGCGCCAAUGGGCUGUAGAGCAUUCGGUUGGGAAUAUGGAGGUUCUCUCGUGA